Dibothriocephalus latus is the source of this 606-nucleotide messenger RNA. The record is from the annotation of a GenBank genome assembly. Lineage: Eukaryota; Metazoa; Platyhelminthes; Cestoda; Diphyllobothriidea; Diphyllobothriidae.
AUGGUGAAGAUAGAUCUACGGAAUCUUCAUGACCGACUGGGUACGCUGGAAGAAUACAUAACCAUUGGCUUUAAAACAAAAUCCAAGAACGGAAUCCUUAUGGAGAUGCUGGGAGAGGGGAAGACCAAUUACAUAAUAGUAAGAAUUAACAACAAUGGUGGGAUAACAAUUGAAUUUGAUGUCGGCUUCGGUCGCUUCGAGGUCACAACAGACUACAUAGUUGACCUGGCAAACGACCAGCACCACACUGUGGUCGCAUGGCGAACGCAUAUUGGUCAGGUUUGGCACCUGCAGGUCGACGACUACCCCGAAAUAGUGGCAAAUUUCAGUUCACUGCUUUCGGAAACGGCAGACACAAGGCUGGAUAAACCGAGGGCAAUCUACCUCGGUCGCAAUGAAUCUAUGCCCUCAAACCGUGGCUUUGACGGAUGCCUAUACGCUGCCCAGUGGAACAGCUUCUUCCCCAUCCGCAUGCUCUUCGAAUCACCACCGAAUCCAGCCGUCUAUUCCGAACCACCAAGUACGUACGCCUGGCUGCGAGCAUUAAGCGGAUGCGAGGACUUCGUUUUUGGACUUAUCACACACAGUCUAAGAGAUAGUGUUUAG